CGCAGCUGGUGCUCCUUUGAUGCCACUGACUGAGGAGAUUAAUUCACACACACAACAAUAACGCAGUAAUGAUGUUUCUGCUGAGAUUGAGUCUGUGUCUGCUGGGGAUCGUCAAUGGAAUUGUCCACGAAACCUCGAAAACAAAUAUGGACAUUAUUGCAAAUAUGGAGACUAAUUUAGUGCAAGGACAAACGAAACUGAACGAGAUGUUUCGGGAGGUGGAGGAACUGAUGGAGGACACGCAGCAGAAAUUAGAGGACGCGGUGCAUCAGAUGGACAAUGAGAGUGCAAAAUCAAGCCUCAAUCCACACAAUGUCUCUUCACACCUCCAGAAUGAAAGCAGUAUUGAAAUCACUGCUGGGAAUCAAUCCAUGUAUAUUAUUGAGAGAACCAACAAGACAACAGACAAUGCAACUGAAAUGGCAAACAUCUCCAAAACCAUACAAUCCAGUGGUAAAGAGAAUGGUAUUGAUCAUGAGUGUGUAAUUGAUGAAGACUGUGAGAAGGGCGGGUAUUGUCUCUAUGAGACUCACAGCUCAAAGUGUCUGCCCUGCAAACAGCUUGAUGCGACAUGCACCAAAGAUGAAGAAUGUUGUGCCGGACAGCUGUGUGUGUGGGGUCAGUGCUCAAACAACAGCACAAAGGGAGAAGCAGGAACUAUCUGUCAAUACCAAAGUGACUGUAAAGAAGAGCUCUGCUGUGCCUUCCAUAAAGCUUUGCUAUUCCCAGUGUGCAGCUCUAAGCCAUUAGAACGUGAGCGUUGCAUCAUUUCAGCCAAUCACCUGAUGGAGCUGCUGUCAUGGGAUAUGGAGGGGGAGGGUCCUCAAGAGCACUGUCCUUGUGCUGGUGGCCUGCAGUGCCAGCAUCGUGGGCGAGGUGCACUGUGCCUGAAGUAUCAGAACUCCAGUGAGGAGGACCUAACUGACGCCCUGUACUCUGAGGUUGACUACAUUGUCUAGUGAGAAUUGGCCUGAUUUGACAGUCAGAUGGAGAGGAGAUUGAUAAGGAAUAUGUAUGCUUCAUCAUUACCUUCAAAAGCUUUGUAGAAAACUCCUUAACCAUAAUCAUCCAAACACAGGCUAAACUAAAUACAGCUGUGGAUAAAAGUGCUAAGUGCUGCCUCUGAACACAGCAGAAGGUAAUUUGCAGAAGGCCUAAAUCUAAAGGGGUGUUCACACUCGCAGCGAUUUGCAGCGACAGUUGGAAAUUUGAGGUGGCGCAAGUAGCAGUGACAAAUAGCAAUGCGAUGUUGGUAUGUCAAGCGAUAAAGUUGAGAAAAGUUUUACUUUAUGCAAAUAAGUGGAAACACAAUGCAGCAACUACCAACAGGAGUAAAGACAUUGGAGCUCACAUGAUCCGUCUCCUGUUAGGUUUUGUAGUCAAGUCAAGUGAAAUGGAAAAGUUAACUGAAACUGAGCAAUUUCCCUGUUUUAUAUAUAAUAAAAAGUAUACGUGGAGAACUCAAAAAGUUGUCAAUAUUCCAAGUUUAAUUCAUGCACUGAUAAUCGUAUCAUCCUUAAAUGAUACAUUAUGCACUGCUGCGACUUAAAUGCAAAUGCUUUCCCUUGAUUUGUUGUCAAAGUAAAAUAAUAUCUUAUUUUUGCUGGCAAUACAUCACAAUUGUGAUCAGAUACAAACAAUAGAGCAACUUGGCAACCUCCAACAAUAAAAUCGCUGUCAGUGUGAACAAGUGUGAAGUUUUGAGCAUUGGAUUAAUAGCGUACAGUGCAAAUGUUGCAAGACUAAAUUUUUGGAGGCAAAUAAAAGGGACGUCUCUGAAAUCCAAUCCAUCUUUGAUGAGUGUGUACUAGUUAAAUUGAUCAACCCAUCCAAUAAUCUUGCAAUCAUGUUAUUUCCCCAGACAAAUGAACUCAAACUCUAUACAGAAAAUAAAAAGUCGUAAAACUUGCAAGUGUUGUUUUUCUUUUCUUUCACAUUUGUCAUCGGAGUCAAUAUGUGCUUUUAUCAGAUUUUUAACUUAAAUUUUAAAGAGGUCAUAUCAUGCAUUUAUUUAUAUAUAUAUUCUCCUAAAGUCCACAUAAACUUUUUUUUUACCAAAAACAGUCAAAGAAAGUUUUUUAGGCCCAUUUUCCACCAUGUCUCUGAUUUGUAGAAUUAAACAGGCCAUUUUUUGCUGCCAUGCCUUUUUUUUAAUGUGAAAUGAGAAAGGGCUGCAGAUUAACUGUCGGGUCCAAUAUAGUUUUAUGAGGUUUCCCACAUUUUACUCGUUUCUACUUAUGCUUGUUAUUAAUAAAGGCCCCGAUAUACUUCCGGAGAAGUUAUCCUGCGUUCUUCGUUAAAGGGUAAAAAUUAGAUCUAAACAGCCGAGCAACGGUAUACUGUUUGCAAACAUUCAGACACCCGCCACAUCCCGUUUAGAGGGACAUUUAAAUAUGAGGACACUUAAGUGCUAAUGUGAAACUAAAAUGGGUUAUCAAUGACUUAAUGCUUCAUUCUAUGAGUAGAAUUCACAAGAGGUUAGUAAAUGAAGCUGUUUUAACCACUCGAUGAUGAUUUACUUUUUUUUGAUUGACUGGCGGUCAAAAGUUUGGAAAAAUGUACAGAUUUUGCUCUUAGGGAAAGAAAUUGGUACUUUCAUUCACCAAAGUGGCAUUCAACUGAUAACAAUGUAUAGUCAGGACAUUAAUAACGUGAAAAAUUACUUUUACAGUUUGGAAACAAAUGUUUAGAACUUCUUAAACUACUUCAAAGAGUUCUCAUCAAAAAAUCCUCCAUGUGCAGCAAUGACAGCUUUGCAGAUCUUUGGCAUUCUAGCUGUCAGUUUGUCCAGAUACUCAGGUGACAUUUCACCCCACACUUCCUGUAGCACUUGCCAAAGAUGUGACUGUCUUGUCGAGCACUUCUCACGCACCUUACAGUCUAGCUGAUCCCACAAAAGCUCAAUGGAGUUAAGAUCCAUCACACUCUUUUCCAAUUAUCUGUUGUCCAAUGUCUGUGUUUCUUUGCCCACUCUAACAUUUUCUUUUUGUUUUUCUGUUUCAAAAGUGGCUUUUUCUUUGCAGUUCUUCCCAUAAGGCCUGCACCCGAGUCUUCUCUUUACUGUUGUACAUGAAACUGGUGUUGAGCGGGUAGAAUUCAAUGAAGCUGUCAGCUGAGGACAUGUGAGGCAUCUAUUUCUCAAACUAGAGACUCUGAUGUACUUAUCCUCUUGUUUAGUUGUACAUCUGGCCUUCCACAUCUCUUUCUGUCCUUGUUAGAGUCAGUUGUCCUUUGUCUUUGAAGACUGUAGUGUACACCUUUGUAUGAAAUCUUUUCAAGCAUUGUACAGCCUUCAUUCCUCAAAACAAUGAUUGACUGAGGAGUUUCUAGAGAAAGCUGUUUCUUUUUUUGCCAUUUUUGACCUAAUAUUGACCUUAAGACAUGCCAGUCUAUUACUUACUGUGGCAACUCAAAAAAAAAAACACAAAGACAAUGUUAAGCUUCAUUUAAUGAACCAAAUAGCUUUCAACUGUGUUUGAUAUAAUGGCAAGUGAUUUUCUAGUACCAAAUAAGCAAUAGCAUGAUUACUCAAGGAUAAGGUGUUGGAGUGAUGGCUGCUGGAAAUGGGGCCUGUCUAGAUUUGAUCAAAAAUGACUUUUUUCAAAUAGUGAUGGUGCUGUUUACAUCAGUAAUGUCUUGACUAUACUUUGAUCAGCUGAAUGCCACUUAGGUGAAUUAAAGUACCAAUUUCCUUCCGAAAUAGCAAAAUCUGUACAUUAUUCCAAACUUUUGGCUGCAAGAGUAUAUACAGUAAAUAAUGUUUAAUUUAUCUUGUUUGCAUUCUGAAUUUAUGACGCUAAUGUGCUGACAGGAUAUACGCUGUCAUAAUAUGAACUGAUUACACUCUGUUAUUGUUAUUUAUGACACUGAUACUACUGCAAAGAUGGGUGUAUAAAGAGUGUUAAUGGGCAAAAUACAGACAAAAGAAUGAUGAGGGACAUAUCUUACCAUGGGCAGAUGUGUGAAUGGCUUUUGCUGCAGAUGACACGAGUGAAUGCGCACUUGAGAGUAUUUGAGUAGAUUUUUUUGUAGCUCAAUUAAACCAAAAAAAUUACGUUAUUGGAAAAUGUCUCGAAUGUAUGCUAACGAUCGUACAGAUGUAGGUAAAUUUGCACCACUUUACCCAAUGAAUGCAAAAACACCUUUUUGGCUAGAUUUUGAUCUAAAUGACAUCACACCCAUUCGUUCUUCGAUUUCGUAGAAAGUAUAUCUGGGCCUUAAAAGUAUCUAUUCUUCUGAUAUCCUUAAAAAUGUAAGUACUUCAGAAUGAGCUGUUUGCAGCUCAAUUUCAAUAAAUGCCCUUUUUGGCCUGGGCUAAAGUUUUGAGAUCUAAAACUUACAGUAUGUAUUUAUAG
Messenger RNA from Myxocyprinus asiaticus (Chinese sucker), 4355 nucleotides. RefSeq names its product dickkopf-related protein 3-like. Gene Ontology annotation, cellular component: extracellular region. The transcript has 7 exons. Bases 69 to 959 code for a protein of 296 amino acids. Gene Ontology annotation, molecular function: receptor antagonist activity; co-receptor binding. NCBI's taxonomy places the organism in Eukaryota, Metazoa, Chordata, Actinopteri, Cypriniformes, Catostomidae. The record is from RefSeq and is a predicted model, not a curated record. Gene Ontology annotation, biological process: negative regulation of canonical Wnt signaling pathway; multicellular organism development.